AUGGAGUGCGUCUCCUGCGCUAGCUGCACCACCAACGGCCUGGCCCCGGCCGUGCGCGUGCUGCAUGAGAAGUUCGGCAUCAAGCGUGGUCUCAUGACCACCUGCCACGCCAUGACGGCCUCGCAGCCCACCGUAGACGGCACCUCCAAGAAGGACUGGCGUGGCGGCCGCGCCGGUCCAGGCAACAUCAUCCCGUCCUCCACGGGAGCCGCGAAAGCCGUGGCUAAGGUGAUCCCGGACGUCAAGGGAAAGUUGACCGGCAUGGCCCUUCGUGUGCCUACGAUUGACGUCUCCGUGGUGGACCUCACCGUGGAGCUGGAGAAGUCGGAUCAAGCACAGAAGCAAAGUAGUAGUUUGGCAGCUUUGGCAGCACGCCAUGGCAAAUCGAAUUGUGAAGGUCAUCAGCGGCCUCUGACCAUGACAACCUAUGCUUCGAACCCCACACCUUGCAGCAGUGGCGGCAGAUAUGCCUCUGUUGCAGAGGCUGCAGCGCAACAGAACACGGCGGCGGUCAUCGAGAUGCUGUCGCAGGGAUUCAGAGCAGAUAGUCAGGACUCCGAUGGCAACACGGCUCUCCACUAUACGGCACUGUUCAGUCUGGACUCACUGCUCGACCCAUUGCUGGAAAGAGGUGCGCGACCGGACGUCGGAAACAGUUCCGGAGAAUGCGCAGUACACUGGGCUGUGAACUCCUGUAAUGUCAGUGCCUUGGACAGGAUGACGAAGACCAAUCGAGCCCUUCUCUCGACGCGUGACUGCGACGGCUUCACAGCCUUCAUAGGGGCCGCACAGAUGGGCAACUAUCAAAUUAUGGAGUGGCUGUACCUCAAAGGUAUCAGCCUGGAAGAGCAGGAUGACCGUGGAAGAACUGCCCUGCAGUGGGCUUGCUACAAGGGGAAUAAGAAGGCAGUGCACUGGUUGCUCUCGCGAUCUGCCAGCAUUGUUCACCGAGAUCGAGAAGGCAUGACUGCGCUUCACUGGGCCGUACUGCAAGGACACAUGCAGAUCGUCGAAAUGCUCGUGGAAGUCGGGGCCGUGGGCCUCAUAAACGUCCCAGAUUGCACCGGCGAAACCCCGAUCGCACUCGCAAUGCGGAAGAGGAACAGGUUCUUGGUGAUUGCCUUCCACAAGUGCCAGGUCUUUGAUUUUUUGUUCGGCCAGCCACAUGUUUUCCAGAAUCUCAUGCCGAGUGCCUUCCUGUGUUUCGUUGUGUACCACAUCACUAUCUUUGCCCUUAUCAUCGCACCGGGAAUUGCGGCCAGAAAUUCAGAAGCCGUCAUGCACUGGUCGAUGCUGAUGGGGCUGUCACUGCUGCUCUGGGUGCAGUGCCUCUUAUCGGAUCCGGGUUGGCUCCAGCCACACACCAUACCCUCCCAGCGCCAUCUGCUGGGAAGAGAUCCAGCGCGGACGUUUGACGUUGAGCAGCCGAUCGAGUCGCAGAUGGCUCACUGCGACAGCGUGCUUCAGGAGCUAGCCUUAGCAGGCGACGGAGAUGCCUUGGAGCUUAGGAAGUUGGAGCUGGAGCAGAAUAAGUACAACUAUCAGCGGCAACUUCUCCGGGAAGCUCGGAGACGACUUGAAGGCUGUGGCCUUGGCGAUGCUCGAAGCCCAGCCUUAGGCGAAAUGCAGCCCUUGAUCACUUCAGGCUUGACUGUUGGCAGUUCCCCACAAGCCCAGCUGGAGCGGGCAACAGCGACUCUGCACGAGCAGGAACGGGCUACUGCAGACAAUUUGGGCCGCGCGCGAGUGGAGCACCUCCUGGCAGAAGGUUGCAGCGAGUAUCUCACGUUGGUGGAGAAGGGCGACUUCAAGCAGGUCUGCGUAUUCUGCGGCAUAGUGCCCAGCAUGCGCUCGCAUCAUUGCAAGGAGCAAGGUCGAUGCGUCGAGAGGAUGGACCACUACUGCCCUUGGAUCGACAACAGUGUUGGUUUGGGCAAUCAGCGAUCAUUUUGUUUGUUCAUUGUGGUGCUUCUUGCCACCAUCUUCUACUUCUACUACACGGUCUUUCUCUAUGCUUUUGACACGGUAUUUCCAGAAAUCUCGCGAGGCUCCUUCAGUGAACUUUUAGAAGCCUUGUCAAAUGGCUCCCUUGCGCCCGAGUUGAAACCGAUUCUGGUUCUGGCAACAGCAGCGUUGGACCUCUUCUUCGUGCUGUUUGUAGGUUCUCUCGUAGCCAGAACCAUGGCCUUCAUGAUGGUCAACUUGACGACAUACGAACCUCGGUUCCCCAGUGGUAUCCUUUUGCCCUUUUGUCUCUGUGGGUUCCCUGAUUAA
This is a messenger RNA of Symbiodinium sp. CCMP2592, 2274 nucleotides long. NCBI's taxonomy places the organism in Eukaryota, Dinophyceae, Suessiales, Symbiodiniaceae. The record is from the annotation of a GenBank genome assembly.